AUGUCUAAUAACUUCUGCUCAGAAGUCCACAGCUCUUCUCUUAGGAACUCUAGUCCUGUUCCUGUCACCUCACCCAGCGGGCUCUGCUCCACUGAGAUGAGGUGUGGAGAUGCCCCUUGCUCUCCUACCAGCAGCCUGGGCAACAACACACCACGUGACAACUGCCAGGAGCCCUGCGGUGAACACAGCAGCUGCCAGUCAACCAGCUGCAAUAGGAGCUCUGAAUGCCCUGCGGUCUGCGAUCCGGUUACAUCAGGGAUGUCUGGAUCCCAGGAAGGAUCUAGCUGUCUUCCCGUCACAUCCCGCAGUCCCAGCUUUGGCCGUCCGACAUACUGUAGACAGCCUCUGAGCGGCUACGUGCCCAGUUACCUGUCCUAUGGCUGUCAACCCUUCGGCUAUCUGACCUAUGGCCGUCCGCCACUGCGAGGCCAGGCCUAUGGGUGCCAGCCUUUCAGCUGCAUACCCGACUGCUACCGGCCCCCAAGCUACACAUAUGGCAGCUUUCAACCAUACUCCUCUUCUCGGCGUUAUGCUUACGAAAGAAAAUGGUGA
Messenger RNA from Psammomys obesus (fat sand rat), 552 nucleotides. Its product is annotated as keratin-associated protein 26-1. The transcript has a single exon. NCBI's taxonomy places the organism in Eukaryota, Metazoa, Chordata, Mammalia, Rodentia, Muridae. Bases 1 to 552 code for a protein of 183 amino acids. Gene Ontology annotation, molecular function: structural molecule activity. The record is from RefSeq and is a predicted model, not a curated record. Gene Ontology annotation, cellular component: keratin filament.